This is a messenger RNA of Phytophthora sojae, 1530 nucleotides long. RefSeq lists its product as hypothetical. NCBI's taxonomy places the organism in Eukaryota, Oomycota, Peronosporomycetes, Peronosporales, Peronosporaceae. The coding region runs from base 1 to 1530 and encodes 509 amino acids. The record is from RefSeq and is a predicted model, not a curated record. Gene Ontology annotation, molecular function: protein binding. The transcript is spliced from 2 exons. Gene Ontology annotation, cellular component: BBSome; ciliary basal body; non-motile cilium. Gene Ontology annotation, biological process: non-motile cilium assembly.
AUGACGGACUUCGAUGCGCUGGACCAGGUGGACCCGUUCUACAUGGCGCUGCUGCGCUCGCGCCAGCGGCGGUUCGCGGACUGCAUCGACAUCUGCACGGACAUCCUGGCGCAGAACCCGUACGACCAGGCCGCGUGGGUCACCAAGACCAAGGCCAUGACCAUGCAGAACUUCAUCGACGACUCGGAGCUCGAGGAGGACGGUGCUGCGGACCUGCUCAUGGACGACAACGUCAUGGCAUCCAUGCCGCGACCCGGGACUUCGCUCAACCGGCCCAACUCGCGGGCCGGCACGGGCGACCCGAGUCUGCGGCCCAUGACGUCCACCGGCCGGCCGCUCAGUGGUUUCGCGCGGCCCGGAACGAGCUCGAGGCCGGGGACAAGCAGCAUGUCGGUGGAUCGCGCGCUGCAGGGCAACCGGCCAGGCACAUCGCGACCAGCCACGACACUGGGACGGCAGGUGCGGCUGGGCACGGCGUCGAUGCAGGCGUCCGACUCGGGCGUGUUCAUCGACGUGAACCGACUCGACUUCAAGCGAUACGCCAAGCGGCCAGCGAUCGCGAAGGCACUCGUUGACUACUUGCUCUACUGCGAGCACAACCCAAGGAAGGCGCUGGAACUGGCUGCAGAGGCGACGGUUGCUGCGGACUACAAGGACUGGUGGUGGAAGGCGCGCCUCGGCAAGUGCUACUACCAACUGGGGCUCUUCCGCGACGCGGAGAAACAGUUCGAGUCGUCGCUGCGCAACCAGGACAUGGUCAUCACCUUUUUGGAGCUAGGAAAGGUUUAUUUGCGUCUGGACCAGCCGAACACGGCGCUGGACAGGUAUGAGAAGAGCAAGACCAAGUUCCCAGGGGACGUCCAGCUCUUGGUUAGCAUUGCGCGGGUCCACGAUAUGCUCAACGACGUGGAGAAGAGCGUCAGCGUGUACAAAGAGGUGCUGCAGCUGGACGCGUCUAACGUCGAGGCCAUCGCGUGCCUGGCGUCAAACUACUUUUACACAGACCACCCGGAGGUGGCGCUGCGCUACUACCGACGCCUGCUGCAGAUGGACGUGAACACCGCCGAGCUCUGGUGCAACAUCGGACUCUGCUGCUUCUACGCGUCGCAGUAUGACAUGACGCUCUCGUGCUUCGAUCGCGCACUAUCACUCGCGUCGGACGACUGCAUGGCCGACGUCUGGUAUAAUAUCGGCCAGGUAGCCAUUGGCAUCGGUGACCUAGGGCUUGCCUACCAGGCCUUCAAGAUCGCCGUGUCCGUGGAUAGCAACCACGCCGAAUCGUACAACAACCUCGGCGUGCUGGAACUGCGCAAGGGCAAUCUCGACCAGGCACGCGCCAACUUCCAGCUCUCCGAGACGCUCGCUGAUUUCAUGUUCGAGCCAAGCUAUAACCGCGCGCUGCUGGCGUACAAGGUCGGCGACUUCCACGACUCUUUCACCAAGGUCAACCGCGCGCUCACCACGAACCCGACGCACAGCGACUCGCUGGAGCUCAAGAAGCAGCUGCAGCAGUUCCUCACGAUGCUCUAA